This is a messenger RNA of Acanthamoeba castellanii str. Neff, 1242 nucleotides long. RefSeq names its product 26S protease regulatory subunit 6B family protein. Bases 1 to 1242 code for a protein of 413 amino acids. Gene Ontology annotation, cellular component: proteasome regulatory particle, base subcomplex. Gene Ontology annotation, molecular function: ATP hydrolysis activity; ATP binding; proteasome-activating activity. NCBI's taxonomy places the organism in Eukaryota, Discosea, Longamoebia, Acanthamoebidae. Gene Ontology annotation, biological process: proteasome-mediated ubiquitin-dependent protein catabolic process. The record is from RefSeq and is a predicted model, not a curated record. The transcript has 5 exons.
AUGGAAGAAAUCGGACUCGCCCCCUCUGGCUCGCAGACGAUGGUUAUCGAUUCUCCUCACAGUGCGAUGGACAUCGAAACCAAGGAAGAGCGAGAAGACGAUCUCUACCUCACACUCAAGGACUAUGAGAAGCAGCUGCGAUUCCUCGAGAUCCAGGAGGAGUACGUCAAGGAUGAGCACAAGAAUCUCAAGCGCGAGCUGCUGCGCGCCCAGGAGGAGGUCAAGCGCAUCCAGUCGGUGCCGCUCGUCAUCGGCCAGUUCCUGGAGAUGAUCGACCAAAACACGGGCAUCAUCGGCUCCACCACUGGCUCCAACUACUACGUGCGCAUCCUGUCCACGAUCAACCGCGAGGAGCUCAAGCCCGCCGCCUCGGUGGCUCUGCACAGACACUCGAAUGCGCUCGUCGACAUCCUGCCGCCCGAGGCCGACUCGUCCAUCCAGCUCAUGGGUGCUGGCGAGAAGCCCAACGUGACCUACCAGAUGAUUGGCGGUCUCGACAUACAGAAGCAGGAGAUUCGGGAGGCCGUCGAGCUGCCCCUCACACACUUCGACCUCUACCGACAGAUCGGCAUUGACCCGCCUCGUGGUGUGCUUCUCUACGGCUCGCCUGGUACGGGUAAGACCAUGCUGGCCAAGGCCGUGGCGCACCACACAUCCGCCUCCUUCAUUGCCGUGGUCGGCUCCGAGUUUGUACAGAAGUAUUUGGGUGAAGGCCCACGCAUGGUCAGGGACGUGUUCCGUCUCGCCAAGGAGAACGCGCCGGCGAUCAUCUUCGUGGACGAGGUGGACGCCAUCGCCACCAAGCGUUUCGACGCCCAGACCGGUGCCGAUCGCGAGGUCCAGCGUAUCCUGCUGGAGCUGCUCAAUCAGAUGGACGGCUUCGACCAGAGCGUCAACGUCAAGGUGAUCAUGGCCACCAACCGCGCCGACACGCUCGAUCCCGCGCUUCUGCGCCCCGGUCGUCUCGACAGGAAGAUCGAGUUCCCUUCGCCCGACAGGCGGCAAAAGCGUCUCAUCUUCUCCGUCCUCACCGGCAAGAUGAACCUCAGCGAAGAGGUCGAUCUCGAGGACUACGUCUCCAGGCCCGACAAGCUCUCGGGUGCCGAGAUCAACGCCAUCUGCCAGGAGGCGGGCAUGCAGGCCGUGCGCAAGAACCGCUACGUGAUCCUGCCCAAGGACUUCGAGAAGGGCUACAAGUCGGUGGCCAGGGGCGGCGGCAACGAGUUCCUCUUCUACCAGUGA